AUGGAUCCUCUUGGAGUAGGUGAACGUCAAGCGAACGAUGGUGGUUUUCAUUACCAGCAGUCAGUAGCUAUAGAGGAUCAUAACUGGCAACCUUAUCAUGAGAUGCAGCUUCCAUUCGACCAGGCUAUUGCCCAUCAAGGACAACAGACAAGCACAUCUCCAAGUCAUGGAUUAUUGGAACCUAACACAGUAGUCCCAUUUCCUCCGCGUCAUACAAGUCGUGUGUCUUUCAGGCAGCACAGAGAAGAUAUUGCUAGCGUUCAGUUUCAAGAGAGGAGGCCAGGGAUGCAGCAGGAAGACAGCCGUGUCAAUCUGUCAUCAAGGUACCCAAAACAGCUGCUGGAGCUAUGCCGGGCUGAUGUUAGGGUCGAACAUCUGCAAGAGGGUCCUUUAUUCAACCUGCAAUCUGGGUAUAGACAGCCUAGGCAACGUGCAUACAACAUGCAGCCACAAGGCGAUGAGCAGGCCAGUAGAGGAUUGGGCCUUUUUGAGGUUGGUCCAUUAUUAGCAGGUCAGGUGUAUUGCAGAGAAGGCCAGACUGCGUCAUCUGAGUCAACUGAGCAAGUACGGUUCUCUGUGGAGGAGACAAACCAAUUUCCUGACAAAUCCCAGCCUGUGGAGCACAUGGAUACCCACAGUCUACCUCAAAGGCUGACUUCAAACAGGUAAGAGUCCCUAGGACAACAAAUCCUUCCUCUUAGGAAACACUUAAGGUGGCUGAACACAGUUUUGGCAGUUUGUGAGUAUAUGUCAGUUACCAAAUCAUGACAGAAGAAAGGUUGCAGCUCACAAGCUGAAACUUGACAAGUAAAAAAUAUACUGUUGAAAGAUUUUGAUUGACAGGUAAAAUGUGACGUUUGCGUAGUUUCCAUGGCAACAUGAACGAUUGAAUACAACCUUAAAAUUUCACUUCUGCUCAGUUUACAUAAAAUUCGCUCAUAAGAUUUUCCUAUUAACUUGCACACAGCUUACUAUAAUUAAUCAUGAUCAUUACCAUUUGAAACUUAUUUCACCAAAUUUAACAGACGGGUUUUAGAUAAUCAAUAAUAUCAUUGUACUGUUAUUAUUAAAUGUGUCAAAAAAUUCGUCUAAUCAAGUUCCAUUUUAAAGUUUUCAUUAUUCAAAAUAAGAUUAAAGUAAAAAUUCUGCCAAAUAUUACAAAAUUUGAAUUAGUAGAUUUUGAGAAAUCGUCUUUUGUGUUCCAUUGCUUUUUUCGCUGCCAUGUUUGUUUGUCUAAUUGAAAACAGGCGUCGUCACGCGAGUUAGUUAGUUAGGCUGUGAAAAAGUCGAGAAAACGUUCUGGUUUUGUGAUUUCCUCAUAUUUUAAAGACAGUAUACUUAAUGCAGUUUAAAGGGAUGCAAACUUCUAAAAAAAGGUAUGUGAUAGGGGUACCAUUUGUCAACAGUAGGUAUACGAAGGGGGUACUAUUUCUGUCAAAAAUGGUAUAUAAAAGGGUAAGGAGUUGGACCUCAGGGCGGAGCCUCCCCGCAUAAAAAUUUCUUGAGUACCCCCCGGGUAGCUUUACAAGACCAUGAUUCAUGGCAUUGAUUCAUUUAUACUCUUUUUCAGGUUGUGUUGCGCACGAGGGGGAAAGUUAAGCCCAGGCAGAAUCUUUGAUGGUAACUUUAUUAUUUGGCGAAUAGAGAAUUUCUCUAUACACCUUCGAGAUGCUGUGAACGGAGGGAUAUCUUCAUUAGAAGGUCCUCCGAUUUACACUGGUCUUUAUGGUUACAAGCUCCGCAUAUGUAUGUUCCCGACAGGAAUUGAUGGUGGAGAUAGAAGACACGCUGGCCUUUUUAUUGGCAUGAUGCAGGGAGAGUACGAUAAUAUCCUGGAGUGGCCCUUUACUGCAAUAAUCUCUCUCACAAUGUUGGAUCAAAGCAAUGGAGAAGACCCUCACCAUAUAAGUGGUACUUUCGUGACCGACAGAAAUCAGAGAGCUUUUCAAAAGCCUGAUACUACCGUGCAAUACGACACCCUGUAUGGGUACGCAGAGUUUGCACCUAUUGACAUGAUUUGCAAUCCUCGAUACUCCAGAGAUGAUACAGUAAUGAUCAAAAUUGAGAUUCAUCCUUAUAGCAUUCCCUGA
Porites lobata is the source of this 2090-nucleotide messenger RNA. NCBI's taxonomy places the organism in Eukaryota, Metazoa, Cnidaria, Anthozoa, Scleractinia, Poritidae. The record is from the annotation of a GenBank genome assembly.